AUGUCCGUUUGCCGGACAGAAGAGGAUGUCAGAGCAGUAUUGGACAGCACUAAGGAGGAGGACAUCGAGCCUGCCAAGCUUGCUCUCCAAUCUUUUAUUGAGACUUUGAGGAGCGAGGGAAGAACGGAUUUGUCGGUCGCGGCAGCGGUAGAGAGAUUAGAGGAUUCAUAUGUCCAAACGGUCUAUCUCCAUGAAGCAUUCUACUUAGCUCGCCUCAGUGCCUCUCUCCCAAACCGUAUCGUCCUUCCCGGAUUCUCGAAAUGGUUGGACCAGAGAGAACAGCAAGUCGCGAACCUAUGGAUAGCAGCGCAGAACGGUUUCAACCACCUGGCACAGGCAUGGGGCGAGGAGACCGGCAAGGUAACGCGCUUGCAACAGGAGGCCAUGCGGGAGUGGACGCUGCAUCGCUGGCGUCGGUUGCAGGUGGAGACGGAACGUCUGAGGGAGCUUAACAGACGUUUGGGAAAGGAAUAUAAGCGCUUGGGUGAGGCGUUCAUUGGAGCGGAGGAGGAGGAGGCGAGAGAAGAUAGUGGAGGUGGAAUGAACGAGGAGCCGGAGGCUUCGCAGACCCCACCAACCACCGCUGAAGCUCCUUCAAUUACCCCGGAACCUGUUUCUCCGUCAACACCAACACCACCUCGUACGCCGCGUUCGAAUCCUCGAUCCACGACCAGAAAACAUCGCAAGCCUCCUUCCACCUCUUCCAGUUCCCAUGCAUCAUCGUCCGCUUCGUCACGAUCUGGACCUCCUCUCUUCCCUUCGUUUGGACUUCCUUGGUCGCCGUAUCUUGGCCCAGGGAGAAUGAUGCCAUCUCCUAGUGACCUGAAAGCAUAUGACGCACCAGAUUCACCACCUCCAAUUAUCCAACGAGGCUAUUAUUCUCCAUUCGCUUCACCUUAUUCGCCUGUCAGUGGGCUGCCCUCCUGGCCGUCAACUUCAUUGCCAACGGUUCCGGAAUCAGCAACACUUUUCCAGGCAUCAUCUCAGUCAUAUUCCGGGUUUCCAUAUGUCUCCUCGUACGAUUCAAUGUACUUACCAGCACAUAUUGCAGGCGCAGCAAGCCCAACUUCCGUUGGAACGGUCACACUCAGUGGUCCGUCCCUUGGAGGCUCUAGUUCCGAGUCCGACUCUGUUUCUCGAAUGUCAACAACGCCCAAGUUCUCCUUGCCGCGUUGGCUACGACGAAGCUCGUAG
Molecule: messenger RNA, 1194 nt
Organism: Dacryopinax primogenitus
Lineage: Eukaryota; Fungi; Basidiomycota; Dacrymycetes; Dacrymycetales; Dacrymycetaceae
Exons: 2
Coding region: 1-1194 (397 amino acids)
Source: RefSeq, a predicted model, not a curated record